CAACCACCAUCAUCUUCAUCGAGUCUAAGUUUGCAGAUAUUGACAAAAGAUGAACGCACAGUUAGCUACGUUCAAGUCUCCUGCUGUCGAGAAUGAGCCUAUGAGGCACUAUGCGCCUGGCUCUGAGGAGCGGCUCGGUCUUGAAGCAGCAUUGAAACAAAUACAGCAAGAACUUCCCUUUGAAGUGCCGUGCAUAAUCAACGGAAAGCCUGUAAAAACAGGAAAGCUUGCAAAGCAAUCUCUCCCAGGUUCACACGCCAAGCACCUGUGCGAAUACCAUGAGGCGGAUGAGGCUACUGUUGCAGCCGCAAUUGAAGGUGCGCUUGCUGCGAAGGCGGGAUGGGAGUCGAUGCCUUGGGCGGAUCGUGCUGCGAUUUUCUUGAAAGCAGCGGAUUUGGUAUCGGAGAAAUAUAGAUAUAAGUUGAUGGCUGCGACGAUGCUUGGACAGGGGAAGACUGCAUGGCAAGCGGAGAUUGAUGCCGCUGCUGAGCUUGUGGAUUUCUUCCGAUUUGGAGUCAAGUAUGUUGAGGAGUUGUAUCAACAACAACCGAUUAAGAACUCCAAGGGUGUUUGGAAUCGCGUUGAGUACCGACCUUUGGAAGGUUUCGUUCUUGCCGUCUCGCCGUUCAACUUUACUGCUAUUGGCGGAAACCUAGCUGGAGCCCCGGCACUCGUUGGAAACGUCGUAGUCUGGAAACCCUCACCAAUGGCGACUUAUGCAAACUACCUCACCUAUCAGAUUCUUGUCGAAGCAGGCUUGCCACCUGGUGUCAUCCAGUUCACACCCGGACCGCCACCCGAGGUCGUGAAGCAGUGCAUAUCACAUCGUGACUUUGCUGCACUACACUUUACGGGAAGUACACAUGUGUUCCGUAGCUUGUGGAAAGACAUUGCAGCGAAUUUGGAUAAAUAUAGGGGGUAUCCGAGGAUCGUUGGUGAGACGGGUGGGAAGAACUUCCAUGUCGUACACGAGUCGGCGGACCUAACGAAUGCUGUCAUGCAAUCUGUCCGUGGCGCAUUCGAGUACCAAGGCCAGAAAUGUUCAGCUCUCUCCCGUCUCUACGUAUCCUCCUCUCUUUGGUCCAAUGGCUUCAAAGACAAGCUCCUCCAGGAAGUUGCUAAGAUUAAGGUCGGCUCUGUCACGGACUUCUCGAACUUCAUGGGCCCUGUCAUUGGACGGCCCGCGUUUGAUAAGAUUACUGGAUACAUCCAGAAGGCGAAGGAUGCCGGUGGGGAAAUCCUCAUCGGAGGGAGCGCCGAUGACUCUUCGGGUUUCUUUAUCCAGCCUACAGUUAUUCUGAGCAAGGACCCCAAGUCUGUUACUUUCGUUGAGGAGAUAUUUGGACCUGUACUAUCUGUAUACGUGUUCGAUGAUAAAGACUUCGACGCGACGCUCGAUCUCGUCGACUCCACAAGCCAAUACGGUCUAACAGGUUCAAUCUUCGCAUCCGACCGCAGCGCACUCCUCCACGCAUCAAACCGUCUUCGCAACGCAGCAGGUAACGUCUACUACAACGAAAAAUGCACAGGCGCCGUAGUAGGUCAACAACCCUUCGGUGGUGCACGGGCGAGUGGGACAAACGAUAAGGCUGGGAGCAUGGGCUUGUUUUAUAGGUUUGUGAGUGCGAGGAGUGUCAAGGAGAAUUUCGUGGGUCUUGAGGACUUUGGGUAUCCGUCGAAUUUGGUUUGAGUGUUUUGAAUGAUGAUUGGGAGUGAGGGUGAGCAAGGUGACAUCUUGGCUUGGAAAAAGAAAGGAUGAUUGUAAAUUGGUGAUCUGCAUAUUUUGUAUUGAUGUUUUGGGAAAUAAAAAUUCGACGUCCC
This is a messenger RNA of Fomitiporia mediterranea MF3/22, 1821 nucleotides long. Its product is annotated as delta-1-pyrroline-5-carboxylate dehydrogenase. Bases 50 to 1690 code for a protein of 546 amino acids. The record is from RefSeq and is a predicted model, not a curated record. The transcript is spliced from 12 exons. Gene Ontology annotation, molecular function: L-glutamate gamma-semialdehyde dehydrogenase (NAD+) activity. Lineage: Eukaryota; Fungi; Basidiomycota; Agaricomycetes; Hymenochaetales; Hymenochaetaceae. Gene Ontology annotation, cellular component: mitochondrial matrix.